CAUUUUAUUUUAUUUUAUUUUUUUUUUAAAUUUAAUUUAAUUUAAUUUUUUUUAAUAUUACGCCAAAUUUUUACAGUGUCCAACUGGUUUCAAUUGUUGCAUUUAAUGAAUUAUCUCCAAUUGAAAUUUUUGCCGCCACUAUCUUUUCAUUUUCAAAAUAAGCGCCAGACAGUGAGCACGUACCAUGCAGUAAACAUCGCCACGGGCUGUAUACUCGCUGUAUAAAUUUGUUGUUGCGAUUUCCGAGGGAGGAUUCGACUGCAUUUGUCGCGAGAACUAGGACGAAGUAGUGAGAGAGUAAAUCAUGCAAUAUUUUUGCUCUCCGCAGCCAGGCUUUUACCUACUGGCGCAUCCCUGUUCACCUGGUCUGCAUGCGAGUAAAGAAACUUGCUGACUGCCAUUUGCCAGUUCAAAACAAAUCCAGACGUUAAAGUGAGCGCACGUACACAGACAGCUGAAUUGUAUUUAUGGCAUAGACGCGCAAAAUUUACAAACAAAACUCCAUUAACUGUUCUUCGAAUUCAAAUAAAGCCCAGAGAAAAAUGGCAGAGCAUGGCAAUAUAAAAGUCUGCUAUCGCAAGCAAAUAACUAAUAUAAAUUAUGAGGCAACGAAUCGGUACGAGCAGAUCAUCAAGUUGAUUAUUCAACGCUUCAAUAUACCGCCCGCACAUGAGGCAGCGCUGCUGAUAUCCACUGAAAACGGCAGAAUAUUCGAAAAACAACAGUUUGAUUAUUUUCUCACGCUCUUCCCGAACCCCAACAUAACAUUCUACAUACGCUACGAUUACAAUCGCGCCAUGAGCCUCUUUUUGCAGUCAACACUGCCGCAAGAGGAAAUGCCAAAUGCAAUAGCAACGGAAGCGAGAGUGUGUGAUGCCCAAGUGAAACAUGAAAAAGUGAAUCGCGCCAAUGAGGACGAUCAAAGUUCAAUUAAAUUCACACCUGUGUAUCGUAUGAAUUGUUUCAUUUACGAAUAUCCAACUAAACUUAAAUCGGUGAAUGGCAGCGGUGUUAAGAAACGGAAGCCGAGCAUAGAGAAGCGUUCGCCGCGUAGCGAAUUUGUGAAGCGGGUGAAGAAGCGCUUGCAAAUUGGUGAAAUGAAGAAGCAUUCAAUUAAACCUUUGCAACAAAUAAAACGCUUUAUGCGGCUGUGAUCGAGCGUCUAGUACGAAGGCUUAAAGCCAGCGUAAAACUUUGAGUUAUUAUUUAUGAAGAAAAUCGAAUAAUUUCAAUUUAGGCAAACUGGAAGUUAUACAUACAUAUAUUAUUUUACUGUGUAUACGACGUUUUUUUAUUUAUAAUAUUUAUUACUAGUAUUAAAAUAAAUUUAGAUAAUGAACUGAUAUAAUCAUAUACUCCUCAAAA
Molecule: messenger RNA, 1365 nt
Organism: Ceratitis capitata (Mediterranean fruit fly)
Lineage: Eukaryota; Metazoa; Arthropoda; Insecta; Diptera; Tephritidae
Gene: Corp
Exons: 2
Coding region: 543-1154 (203 amino acids)
Source: RefSeq, a predicted model, not a curated record